AUGAGUUCAUGUUGCGACGGCGAUGAGAGAGAGUUGGGGAGGAAGACGGCGCCGGGAGCGUGUCCGGAUUGCGGAGGAAAAGUGGAAGCUGUGGAUUUGGAGAGUCGGUGCAGGUUUUGUUGUAUCCCCAUUGGUUUUGUUAUCAAGAGGAAGUAUUUUUGCUCUCUUUGCUCCAAACGCCUCCGUUUGUAUUAAUUAAUUCAUCUUUU
Molecule: messenger RNA, 209 nt
Organism: Impatiens glandulifera
Lineage: Eukaryota; Viridiplantae; Streptophyta; Magnoliopsida; Ericales; Balsaminaceae
Exons: 1
Coding region: 1-195 (64 amino acids)
Source: RefSeq, a predicted model, not a curated record